UAUUGUAACUACCUACAAAAUGAGUAGAAUUUGUAAAAUAACAAAAAAUGUGGGUAGAUGUAUAUAUUUUCGAAUUACCGGCUUAUUGUUUCUACCUCCGGCCAGCCUUUUUCUUAGCAGACACCAAAGCCGCACGAGAUUCUCGUUACGAAAAUGGAAGGAGAGGAGAGUAAUUUGAAUCAAGGUCCGUAUCCGAUACUGUUCAUACCCAAAGUGUGCACACCGCUGGAGACCAACUGCGAGAUGUCAGAAAACGUGUUCAUACACUUGAAUAUCUCGUCACCAGACACGGAAGGUAACGAAGCCAUUAUAUACAAAGGUUUUUGUAACGUGAAAGUCACAAAAUCAAAUGAUAUCAAUAUUACUUAUGGUGCUACGGACAAUGACUGCAAGGAUGUCAGUAUACCAGUGAUCUUGGCCGAAGCAAACCAGAUAUCAUUUCCUGCGUACAAUGACUCCCAAGUCUGGAUUGAUCCUGCAAGAAGUCCAUACGUAUACAACCGCUGUGAUUCUCCACCGCAAGAAGCAUACACUAUUCACGAGACCCGUGACAACCACAUAACAAUAGAACAGCAUAAUACGUACAUAACUCAGAAUGUGUACAAUUAUAAUGAGACUGUGCGGUACUCUCCAGCCAGUGAAGAACACAAGACAGUCAAGAAGGGUCAUACAGACAGUUAUAACAUGUACGAAGAGGAUGAGUUUGAGUGCGGAGUGUUCUUGUCCCAGUUGUCCGAAGAGAUUAUAAAUGAGAAAGAGAUUAGGGACAGAGAUGAGAGGAAAUUUGUAGGACUGAAGACAGAUAAUGAAGCGUUGAAACAACUGAUGUCAUCUGAUAUACAGUCUGCGUCAAGGCAGCAGAAGACUAUUUUGUUUUUAGGUCAUGACGCAGAGUAUGGGCAGACAAUACAGAAUAUAUCAUUGAAUGAUCCAACGGUUGAGUGUCUUGGGAAUAGUGAUAGGGAGGUUGAGGUUACUGUUGAAGACUCCAAGUCACUGCAUCCACUGGCAAAAAGAUAUCAAUGCAACAAAUGUAAACAGAUAUUUGAUCAGCUGGCCGAGUUUAAACAGCACAUGGUGGGCAACCACCGGCUCUCAAACCUUUGCGACCUAUCCGACGAUGUCAGAUUCAUGUGUCAGGAGUGCGGGAAAUAUUUAAAGAACCAGGACAAAUUUGAGAAACACUGCCUUGGUCACGGAGACCCAGACUUGGAAUGUGACAAGUGCCAUAAAGUCUUCGCAUCCAAAUUCACUCUACGCAAUCACAUGAAGAUACACAGUCGCAGGUACUUGUGCAGCUACUGCGCAAAGUCAUUUUCAACUCCGCACCAAUUGUACACUCAUGCAGAAAAAUCACAUUUCAGAUUCAUGUGUGAUUUUUGUCCGUUUGUCUGUGAUAAUUAUACGGAAUUGAAGGCUCAUAAGGACGAAGGUCAUCAAAACAGUUCUGUGUCUUCGAAGGAGUCCAGUGUUUCUAAAAGUAAUGACGAUGUAUUUGAGGAUAUUAGCAGUGAUAUGUCGUUGGCUGAUGAUGAUAAGAGGAAGAGAGAGAGCCGGAUUCAGUCUGCUGAUUCGGUGAUCGCGAAGGUCAUGGCUAAUCGGUUAUUUCAAGAGCUGACUAAGAGCAAGAAGAAUAGGAAGUGUAAAAAGAUUUGCGACGUAUGCCGUAAGAAGUUUGAUCGGAUCAGUGAUCUCAAGAGACAUCUCAUAGAGCACGUCAUCCGCAGCACUCUGGCCAAGAACCCAACAGAUAAGUAUGGAGUCCUCACUAUACGCUGCGAGAUCUGCCAAGAAAAGGUAUUCAGCAAAGUAGAUAGAUACAAAGCACACUUAAGGGAACACGCCAAAUUAACCAUCUACAAAUGCACCUUCUGCGACAAAUCCUUCAGCGAUUCAAGCAACUUUUCCAAACACAAAAAAAUCCACGGCUCUACCAAUUUCUUCCAAUGCGACAUGUGUCAGAGGAAGUUUAACUCGAAGAAAAUGAUCACUCAGCAUAUGGAAUACCAUAAGAACCAUGUGCCCAUUCAGUGCCAAUACUGCGAGAAAAUCUUCCAUUUCGAAUCUAUGUUGAAUAAGCACAUUAAAUGCGCACAUUCUAAGGAGAGCACCAGUAAAUUCAAAUGCAGGGUUUGCGAGAAAUACUUCAAGAGUUUGAAGGAGAAAUGGGACCAUGAGUGGAAUAUCCAUAACGUAAGGAAAGCGAUCGUUGACUGUCUCGUCUGUGACUCCAGGUUCAGAAAGUAUUCUGAAUUGAAGAAACAUUGUACGGAGGAACAUGAGAUCCUGAUUCCUCCUAAAAAGUUUCUGCAUUGGAAACGAAAAGAGGCGGCGUUGAAGUAGGUAGUGGGGCUGGACCUCCUUCCUAUCAUUAAGAGGUGUGGUAUUAAAACGCUGUGCGCAUUUCCACUACGUUUAAAAGUAAGCUGUAGUGAGUGUUAAGCAGUAAUCAAUACCUAAGAUUAUUGUAUUAAUGGGGAUAUACCCAUUACUGAAAGUGUAGCGAAGUUCCCUUUUCAAACCGCCUUAUUUUUAAUUUCAUAUUUUUUAUAGUUGUUAGAAGGAUAAGUGACAGUUCUUUAAGAGCUCUAGUUUAAAUAUCAUGAGAUUUAUUUAUGGAUUACUUUUUAUGUAAAUAGGUGUUGGAAGAAGUUAUUGAUUCGUUUGAUCUCCAGUUUGCACAAGUACUGUUCUUUUUGUUAAAAUUGUUGGGUACUUUGUAGGUCUUUAUGAUUGCAUUCUCGUCAAGUUUGGUUUUGAUUUUUUAGAAUUAACUCAUCAGAUAAUUAGCAGGGUAUUCUCUGUGGAUUUUUUUAUGUAUAACAGUAUUUACCGUUCAAAAUAUACUUAAAAGUUAUACUUUGGAUAAUGUCGAAAGAAUUGAUUUUUGCUCAAAUUAAAGAAGAUCAAGACUGGUUUACAAAAAUAAAUUGUUAUUCAUAUUAUUUAAAUUAAGGUCAGGAAUAGGAUGAGAUUAAGAAAAUAUACACAAAUAUUUGUAAAGACAAACAAAUUGGCUUUCAAAGCCUCGUUUGUCAAAGUUUUUAUUUAUUUUUAAGUUAUUUAUUUACUGUUAAUUUUUGAAAACUAUAUUUUCUGUUAUUAUUUAUGGAAGAUGCUUUAGUGUUUUUUUGAAAAAUACUACGAACUAGAGUUUUGAAUAUAUUAGCUGAGAUAGUAUUUUUUGGGGUAUCAAUUGAUCUAAAAUACAUGUAUAUAUUUUUUUAUUUGAAAGAUAUAAUUGAGUUUAUAAAGUUCAGAGUGGGUGCGUAUGAAGAUGAAAAAAUAUUAUCGUCAAAAUGUAUUUAUUUUUAAAAACCAUGUCUCCAUAUUUAGACAAAACUUUCGCUUUAUAUUUAUUUCUCAAGUAAAUCAUGAAAUCGAACUAAUGUACAUAAGUUUUCUUACCAAAUUAAUAUGUUCGUACAAAUAUCAGGAAAGCUCAUAACGUUUUUGUUAAAAGUUAUUUAAAUAAAAACAUAUAUUUUA
Molecule: messenger RNA, 3489 nt
Organism: Trichoplusia ni (cabbage looper)
Lineage: Eukaryota; Metazoa; Arthropoda; Insecta; Lepidoptera; Noctuidae
Product: PR domain zinc finger protein 5-like
Exons: 4
Coding region: 154-2343 (729 amino acids)
Biological process (GO): regulation of transcription by RNA polymerase II
Cellular component (GO): nucleus; chromosome
Molecular function (GO): chromatin insulator sequence binding
Source: RefSeq, a predicted model, not a curated record